Molecule: messenger RNA, 769 nt
Organism: Misgurnus anguillicaudatus (oriental weatherfish)
Lineage: Eukaryota; Metazoa; Chordata; Actinopteri; Cypriniformes; Cobitidae
Product: cystatin-B
Source: RefSeq, a predicted model, not a curated record
AAUAGAGCAGCAGUGUCACUGGUGAGACAGACCUGAUAACAUAUUUCUACUUCAUCUCUGAAUCCAUCACCAGAACAUUACAGCAAUGGCAAGCAAUUGGAGUUCUGAAAAGGAGGCAACUCCAGAGAUCCAGGAGAUCUGCAAUAGGAUGAAGCCAUUUGCAGAAGGUUCUGUAGGUCUGACCUUUAGUGUGUUCAUUGCCAAACAGUACAUUUUUCAAUUUAAUGAAGACACGCACAAAAUGAAGUACUCAAUCAGAGUACAGGGGCAAGACUACUACAUUCAUCUGGAGGUGGCUAAAUCUCCUGUAGAGGAGCUGAAGUUCAUUAAUUGUCUGCUCCCUAGAACUGCAGAUGACCCUCUACCACAUUUUUAAGGGGCUGCAAAGACACAGACAGAUGUUCAGCAUUAAAAGCAUUAUAUAUUUCUCUGUUCUGUACACAUAAACCAGCUACUAUGUUUCACAGGUUUGCAUGUAAUCAACACAUUUUACAUGAUGUAACUGUAUUGAGAUCAUUUGACACUCUUAUAAUUUUAAACCGAGAUCAAAAUCUUCGAAAGUAGAUGGACUGUUUUCAAUGCAUGUUAUCUGGAAUAAAUGAACAGCUUUAUAUUAUGUUUCAUCUGUGUUAAAACACGCAUCAUGUCCUCAAAUAAAGAUUUGAUGCUCUUGAACUUUAAAUUUGAUAUAUUGUAGAUUAUUAAUGCUAUGUGUAAUGUGCCUGACUUUACAGUUGCUAUUGUAAGGACCACCCAUCAACGGUAUCCA